Messenger RNA from Sebastes umbrosus (honeycomb rockfish), 1647 nucleotides. Its product is annotated as synaptogyrin-3-like. The record is from RefSeq and is a predicted model, not a curated record. The transcript has 4 exons. Lineage: Eukaryota; Metazoa; Chordata; Actinopteri; Perciformes; Sebastidae. The coding region runs from base 118 to 831 and encodes 237 amino acids. Gene Ontology annotation, cellular component: neuromuscular junction; synaptic vesicle membrane.
GACGCGCCGUGACGUCACUCGGCUGCUGGAAGACGCCGCCGCUCCGCUCCGCUCCUCUCUGACCGUCUCCUCUGCUCCUCUCAGCGGGCGUCAGGCUGCACAGAGCCGGAGGAAGGGAUGCAGCCAGCGGGCGCGUACGGCGCCGCGAAGGCCGGCAGCUUCGCCUUCGAUCCGGUCGCCUUCAUCACGCAUCCCCGGACCAUCCUCAGACUGAUGUCGUGGGUUUUCUCCGUGGUGGUGUUCAGCUGUAUCGUGAACGAGGGCUACAUCAACAUCGGCAGCGAGCGUUUGCUCUGCGUCUUCAACAACAACGCUGAUGCCUGUAACUACGGCGUUACCGUGGGCGUCGCCUGUUUCCUCGGCAGCAUCUUUUUCCUGAUCCUGGACAUUUACUUCCCCUCCAUCAGCAGCGUCAAGGACAGAAGACGGGCGGUCCUACUGGACCUCGUCUUCUCUGGUCUUGCCAGCUUCCUGUGGUUUGUUGGCUUCUGUUUUCUGGCCAAUCAGUGGCAGGCUACCUCACCAGACGAGCUGCCGUUGGCCCAGGGCUCCGACGCUGCCAGAGCAACCAUCGCCUUCUGCUUCUUCUCCAUCCUGACCUGGGCUGUACUGACGCUGAGUGCACUGCGACGCUUCUUAACCGGCAGCAACAAAAACUUGUUCACAUGGCAACACCUGGAUCCUCCCUCUGGCAGUGCUCGAGCCACACCGUACCCCAUCGCCAACGGAGCUACCAUAGUAACCACCAACCCCUAUCAAGCGCCGCCCUUCACUGAAACCCUGGACCCCCAGAAACUCACACAGCAGAGACCCGUGGCUCCUGCCUUCUAGAGACAGACGGAAUGGUGCGUGUUGAAAGACACUGCGUACCGACGCGGGCAUGGACAAGUUCCUGCCUCGCUGGUUAGUGGCUUUCCAUCGUCUCCUGCGAUUGGCGGGAUUUUGGGUCAUGUGAGGAUGUAUGAUCUAUUUUCACCAUGGCAACUGCUGGCUCAGCUUAGUUAGUUGUAACUCUCUGUGUCAAGAAUACUGUCUUCUUCUGCUCACACACACACACACAGAUUUUGAUGCACGCAAACACAGCUGUACUCACUCACACCUGGAUGUAUACAUGUAGUCUACACCUGGAAACACACACAUUAUAUAUACAUACAUAUAUACACCUGGAGGCACACACACUCACACACACACACACACACACCCUGACUGCAUGUUCAUACGGUGAGGUGCAGAAUAACAUAGACGUAGAUCUGUGAUGAUGAUGCUCCAUCUGCCUUAUAAAGGGAUACAAGGUCUUUAGUGAAGGAAGUAUUGAAGACAGUGAAGCUGUGUAGCUCUGUUUAUCUGCUUCUGUUUGCCCUCAGUCUGUACAGUCUGACCAAUCGCAAGCUGCCCUGCAGACCUGUGGCCUUUCCUUGGCUGAAAUUGAGACAGGCAGGCAGCUUGACCAAUAGAUUGCAAGGAAACGAGUGAGGGGGUGGCAGAAAUUGGUACAUUUUCUUGGCAAGAAAAUAAAGGCAGGACAGCUUAAUGCAUUCUGAAUACUAUAGUGUUUCAGUGUGAAAUAUUCAUGUGAUUAAAUAUUUUAUUGUGAUAUGCUGAAGUGGUGAAAUUAAAUAUGAAAAAUAAAAAUCUAUCGACCACCAC